Chrysochloris asiatica (Cape golden mole) is the source of this 1059-nucleotide messenger RNA. RefSeq names its product sperm equatorial segment protein 1 (gene SPESP1). The record is from RefSeq and is a predicted model, not a curated record. The transcript has 2 exons. Gene Ontology annotation, cellular component: acrosomal vesicle. NCBI's taxonomy places the organism in Eukaryota, Metazoa, Chordata, Mammalia, Afrosoricida, Chrysochloridae. Gene Ontology annotation, biological process: fusion of sperm to egg plasma membrane involved in single fertilization; acrosome reaction. Bases 1 to 1059 code for a protein of 352 amino acids.
AUGCAUUUUAUAACUAUGAAUCUAUGCAUAACUGUGACGCCUGAUGAAGAAAAAAACUUGAAUCAUUAUGUGCAAGUUUUACAGAACAUGCUACUAAGUGUUCCCACUAAGGAGGAACCAGGCCAUGAGAUAAAACCAAAGGCUUCGAGUCAUCUUUAUUCUACAGAAUCGAAGGUGUCAAAACUUAAGGAGGCUGUUACACACAGAGAAGUUUUAAAUCCGAAUGAUGUUUUAAUCAGUCCUAUCAGUGAAGAAACUACACCUUUCCCUACUAGAGGCUUCACACUAGAAAUAAGGCGGCGAAAACGCACUAAAAGUACAGCAUUCUGGUGGAUCAAACCCAACAAUGUUUCUGUUGUUUUGCAUGCAAAAGAACCGUAUAUUGAAAAAGAAGAAGAACCAGAAGUGGAUAUAAAACCAACUGGGACAUCAAAGUCAUUUUCACAUGUUAAUGACUUUACUGGAAGUCCACAUACAUCACCUACCACCUCACAUAGGUCACCUACCACCACUUCACAAACAACCAGUGACUUGGGUAUAUCCACAGAAUCAGAAGAUGUCCCUCAGCUCUCAGGUGGAUUUGAAGCAGACAAGCCGGAAGCACCAAGUUUUGAAAAGCACCCUCAGAUUUUGAAUAAUGAUGACAUUUUGAAAAAAAUUUCAGAUAUCCACUCACAGGUGCAACAGGUACCUCUUGGGAAAAACUUCGAUGAAGAAUCUAGAGAGGACAUCCGUGCCUCUAAAGAUCACCUAAGACGAAGCAUUGCUCUUGCGGCCGCAGCAGAACAUAAACUAACUAAAAUGUACGAAUCCCAGCUCUUACCACUAGGACAAACUGGUAAUGAAAUCGAUAACAUUGAAACUGUUAUUAACGUGCUGUAUAAGGCUAGAUCUAAAUUAGCUCAAUAUUUUGAUAUUGAAUAUGUUCCACCAGAGAUGAGAGAAAAAGCUAGUACAGUAUUCAAUACAUUGAAAAAAAUAUUAUGUGUAGGUCGAGAAGAAACUCAAAGCCUUAUUAGGAAGUUAAUAAAGAAUAACAAAAAAUUUAAACCUAUUUGA